Esox lucius (northern pike) is the source of this 5170-nucleotide messenger RNA. It is a transcript of the gene tie1, whose product is annotated as tyrosine kinase with immunoglobulin-like and EGF-like domains 1. Gene Ontology annotation, biological process: multicellular organism development; protein phosphorylation; positive regulation of kinase activity. The record is from RefSeq and is a predicted model, not a curated record. The transcript has 23 exons. NCBI's taxonomy places the organism in Eukaryota, Metazoa, Chordata, Actinopteri, Esociformes, Esocidae. Gene Ontology annotation, molecular function: transmembrane receptor protein tyrosine kinase activity; protein binding; ATP binding. Gene Ontology annotation, cellular component: signaling receptor complex. The coding region runs from base 817 to 4221 and encodes 1134 amino acids.
UUUUCAGGCAUUUUAUGCUCUAUUGGAAAGAAUGUGGUGAAAGACAGGAGAGAUUAGUUUUGCUGAGUAUUGUGCUGCAGAAGUACACGUGCAGCAGUGUAUGGACCACCCUUCGGACGGCGACAUGUGAAAACAUCUGCAGCCUGGGAACACGGAGCGUUCAUGGGCCUAUUGGCAUGCAAAAGGCAAUGUCCGCAUUAGUGCGUGUAAGGAGUGCGAGAAAUGUCUGCUGACACUUAAAAACACAUGCACAUCUAAAACAUCUAUGGAAAUCAUAACAAUACGUGCUAAUAUAUAAGACUAUAUGUGUUGCCAAAUCCGUUUUUUGGUAUUAACGUUUUACAUUAAUUCAUUUGGAUACUGUAACCAUGCAUUUGGCAGAGAUACAUUUCUUAGGAAAAUGACUUUCUUAGGAAAAAGUAUGAUCUCCCAAAAACUGCUAAAGUUUUCUCCAACUCCUGAAAUCUAAACAAAGUUAGGCCGGAGUAGCAUCUUUUCCCUCGUGACGCUGUUCCUUCCUCUUCUCUCCCACCCUAAGCUGAUUUGACCGACAACAGAUUGUGGACACUCAGAGCUGGAGAAUGUAACAUGUUCUGAUCUGGGAUAAUCACAGGGACCGCUCUGUUACCUCCAGGAUUAUUUUACGUUUAUAAAUAAUUACCGGAAUUUAUGGAUAUGCGCAAAGACGCGCGCAAUUUUUUGGCACGUUGCGGACCACCACUUGCAACGUAGAGGGGACGGGUUUUAACUUAAACAUUUUCAUAAACAACUGGAAUAGACAACUAAUUUCGCAAUUGUUAUUGGAUAACAGUCAUAAUGGACAUCUUCUAUCUGUUGUGCCUCAUCCCCGUGUCAGGUGCCGUGACAGACCUCACCAUGAUCGGCAAUGCUGAGGCCUCCAGCCCUCAGCUCUUCUCUAUCUCCUGCCUAAGUGGGGAGCGGGACGAGUCAGAGGUCGACCUGGACAUCAAGAAGGACAACAGCAUUCUAAUCCUCCCUUCCCAGUCAGGCUACAGUGUCAAAAGGCCCAAACCCAAGGAGGUGGUGGCCAAUGGGUUUGUGAAGGUGUUGGACCAAACAGGGAUCUUCUACUGCCAUGCUUCCCAGAAAACCAAUCCACCUCGACAACUGGACAAAGUAACGCUAAUCAACAACUUUGCCAAAAGUAUGUUUGUCCCAGCCCACCUGACUGUGACUGCUAACAAAGGCGACACUGUUCACCUGGCCAUGCAAGUCCUGAGCUCUCAGAGAAGAGAUGUCACCUGGAAAUACAAUGGUAACUAUUUGUACAUGACCCACUCGGGUGAUGUGUUCAACAGUACAGCGGUUCUGACUCUGGAGGACGUGGCUAGUGCCAACGAGGGAAUAUACAGCGCCAGUUUCGUGGGGGACAGUCCCAUCAAUGGAGCCUGGAUGAGGUUGAUCGUCAGAGGCUGUGGCAGUAAGAAGUGGGGUGUCGACUGUGACAAGGACUGCCCGGAGUGUCUUAAUGGAGGGGUGUGUCACCACCGGGACGGGGACUGCAUCUGUCCCCCGGGGUUCAUGGGAACUCGCUGCGAGACAGCCUGCAGAGAGGGAAUGUUUGGCCGUAACUGCCAGGAGUCGUGCUGCUCAGAGAUGAGCUGUAGGGGCCUGAGGUUCUGCCUGGCUGACCCAUACGGAUGCUCCUGUGCUAGUGGCUGGUCCGGAAACCACUGCAGCAGCACCUGUCACAGGGACACGUUUGGGCCCGACUGCAGGCUCAGCUGUCAGUGUAAGAACGGUGGAGUGUGUAACCGCUUCAGCGGGUGUCAGUGUCCCACGGGCUGGAGAGGACAACGCUGCGAAAAGUCAGAUCGUGCCCCCCAGAUCUUGGACAUGGCCAGUAGUCUGGAGUGGAACCUCAACUCGAGCCCCAAGAUCCUCUGCUCCGCCACAGGCAACCCGUUGCCGAGCCACACCAGCAUCGAGCUACGCAAACUGGACAGCACCGUGCUCAAGGCCACUCGAACCACCAUGGACUCCAAUAAGAGUACAGCCCAGUUUGAGAUCCCCCGUCUGACCGCUGAGCAUGCUGGGUUAUGGGAGUGCAGGGUAUCUACCAACGGGGGACAAGACUCCCGCAAAUUCAACCUCACUGUCAAAGAGCCACCAUGCCCCAUAACCCCUCCCAAGCUGCUGGAGAAGAGGAGCAAGCAGCUGGUGGUCAUGCCUGUGGAGUCCUAUAAAGGAGACGGACCCAUUGACUCCACCAAGCUUCUUUACAAACCCAUGAACAGCGGAGACUCCUGGUCCUCCAUCAUAGUGUACAGCAGAGAACCUAUAACUCUGAUGAAUUUGAAGCCUUCUACACGCUACCACGUCCGUGUCCAGCUCACUCGUCCCGGCGAGGGAGGGGAGGGGACUCUGGGACCCGAGGCCAUCAUGGAGACUGACUGUCCAGAGCCCACCCUUCGGCCGGAGAUCGACUUCAGCUCGCUGGAGGGCCGCAACGCCACCGUGCGCUGGCUGUUGCCCAGCAACGCCGGCGGGGCCGUGGGCAUGGCCAGCGGGUUCUUAGUGCAGCUCUUCGAGCCGUCCCCGUCGGGAGAGAAGCCGAAAGAGAAGACCACCCUGCUCAAUGUGCUCUCCACCACGUUCCACAACCUGCAGUACCACAAAGACUACACCGUGGUUGUCCAGCUACUGAACUGCGGCAGUCAGGGCCCCCCAUCUAAGCCGUAUCACUUCCACAUCAACAGCCAGGGGCCGUCCUCCCCACGGAACGUCCAGGCCCUCACCCUGACGGUGUCGGCGGUGCAGGUCAGGUGGCAGACCCCCGAGGACCCAAACGGGGGCAUUGUGAAGUACAUCAUAGAGUACCAGUCUGUGGGCCAGGGCAGCCCGCACCCCUGGGUCGACACGGAUGACGGAAACAAGACAGCCAAAGAUGUCACAGCGCUUAACAGCAGCACUGUCUACAAGUUCAGAGUACGGGGCUUCUCUAAGGUACCGGGAGAGUGGAGCCCGUUUGUCCAGGCCAGGACCCUGGGAGAUGGUCCCCAGGACUUCACCCCGACCACCCUGGGCGUGGGUGGGCGUCCGGCCGGUGACGGGUACCAGCUGCUAGUGGCCGUGGUGGGGUCUGUCACGGUCACCUGCGUCACCAUCCUGCUGGCCCUGUUGGCACUCUUCUGCAUCCGCAAAACCAUGCUGAAACGCAAACGGACCUUCACCUACCAGUCUGGAUCGGGGGAGGAGACCAUCCUCCAGUUUAACUCGGGGACCCUGACCUUGACGAGGAGGCCGAAGCCAGCCACGGAGCCUCUCACGUACCCCAUCCUGGAGUGGGAGGACAUCAAGUUCGAGGAUGUCAUCGGAGAGGGCAACUUUGGCCAGGUCAUUAAGGCCAUGAUCAAGAAGGACGGGUCCAAGAUUAGCGCCGCUAUCAAGAUGCUGAAAGGUAAGUUUGCCUCGGAGAACGACCACCGGGACUUUGCCGGAGAGCUGGGAGUUUUGUGUAAACUGGGCCAGCAUCCCAAUAUCAUCAACCUCAUAGGAGCCUGUGAGAACCGGGGCUACCUCUACAUUGCCAUAGAGUAUGCCCCUUACGGAAACCUACUGGACUUCCUGCGAAAGAGCCGUGUCCUAGAGACCGACCCGGCGUUUGCCAAGGAGCAUGGCACAGCAUCCACCCUGACAUCGCAACAACUGUUGCAGUUUGCCGUCGACGUGGCAACCGGCAUGCAUUACCUUAGUGACAAACAGUUCAUCCACAGAGACCUGGCAGCCAGGAACGUCUUAGUGGGAGACAACCUGGUGGCCAAGAUAGCGGACUUCGGUCUGUCCCGAGGAGAGGAGGUCUACGUCAAAAAGACCAUGGGGAGGCUGCCAGUUCGCUGGAUGGCAAUAGAGUCCCUGAACUACAGUGUGUACACCACCAAGAGUGACGUAUGGUCUUUCGGUGUACUUCUCUGGGAGAUAGUAAGUUUAGGUGGUACUCCCUACUGUGGGAUGACCUGUGCUGAGCUCUAUGAGAAACUCCCUCAGGGCUACCGGAUGGAGCAGCCCAGAAACUGUGAUGAUGAAGUAUAUGAGUUGAUGAGGCAGUGUUGGAGAGACCGGCCGUAUGAGAGACCUCCUUUCUCUCAGAUCUCUGUACAGCUCAACAGGAUGCAGGAGGCGAGGAAGGCCUACGUGAACAUGGCACUCUUUGAGAACUUCACCUACGCUGGGAUAGAUGCCACGGCCGAGGAGGCCUGACUACCAGCCCCCCCAGCCCCUGGCAGGUCACCUGGCCCACGGGAAAGGCCCAGAGGUUGGACACCGCGUUACUGUCACCCCCCUGCUGUGGCCCAACUUGGGAAGCAGUGGAUUAACCGAAAAUCCACUAGGACCACAAGGGUAUAAACGGAGGACUGUGAAAGGACACUGCGGGGGCCUCCGGGGGGUAGGCUGGGGCCUGUAGGGGGGGGGGUUGUGGAAGGACACUAGUUGACUUCUGGGGGUAGGCUGGGGCCUGUAGGGGGGGGUUGUGGAAGGACACUAGUUGACUUCUGGGGGUAGGCUGGGGCCUGUAGGGGGGGGGGGUUGUGGAAGGACACUAGUUGACUUCUGGGGGUAGGCUGGGGCCUGUAGGGGGGGGUUGUGGAAGGACACUAGUUGACUUCUGGGGGUAGGCUGGGAGCUUGGGAAGGUACAUGUGGUGCUAAAGAAAACAACACUGCCAGAGGACUGGGUUUUUGGUCCUCGUUUGGGAGGAUUUUAUCAUGGACACACGGACAUACACAGCGUUGUCUCUGAGAUUGAUGACCUCCUAACUGGGAAAACAACAAUGCAGCACUUGGACAAGAAAUAUCAAUGUGUAUAUUCACUUAUUUUUUGUUUUGUAGUAUAUUUUGCUUUCAGUGACAUUCAGUCCCUACUUUAUAUUCCGAUCCCAUCCUUGUGUAAAAGUCUAGUAUAGACCUUCUAUACAGAGAGCUGAUUUAAAAUACUGUUUCCUGUUUAGGAUCGUACUUUGUCAACUCUGUUAAAAGUGGUUUAACUUUUCUUGACUGGACCCAUCACUGAGAGGCACAUGAUAUGUAACAUGAACUGUGAUUCUACAGUGAUAUUUCUGAUGGAAAUUUCCCAUCGACAAUGACGCUGUUUGACCUUGGGAAUUCAAAUGAAUCAAUCAAAUUCCCUCUAUAAAGCCCUUUUCACAUCA